This is a messenger RNA of Chelmon rostratus (copperband butterflyfish), 850 nucleotides long. RefSeq names its product protein CutA homolog. NCBI's taxonomy places the organism in Eukaryota, Metazoa, Chordata, Actinopteri, Chaetodontiformes, Chaetodontidae. Gene Ontology annotation, biological process: response to metal ion. Bases 20 to 520 code for a protein of 166 amino acids. The record is from RefSeq and is a predicted model, not a curated record. Gene Ontology annotation, molecular function: copper ion binding. The transcript is spliced from 6 exons.
UGCAGCCGGACUGAGGGAAAUGACAUUGGUUGCCUCUCACAGGAUGGAGUGGCUGCUCCAGCGCUGCUAUCUGUCUGCUGUCUUUCGCCCGGUGCUGCUCAUGAUAUGUUUGAUCUUGGUCCUGUUCGUGUCCAUGUACCCCGGCUUGUGGUCCGUUUGGGUCCACAUCCACUCGGCCUUCACAGGGAGCUACGUACCAGGCCACCACUCAGUCCUUCUCAUCAACAGCCCCAACGAACAGGCGGCCAGGGACAUCAGCAGGGCCAUCAUGGAGAGGCGGCUGGCAGCAAGUGUUAACAUUCUCUCCAGGACCUCCACAAUGUACUACUGGAAAGGUGAAAUCCAGGAUGCAAGUGAAGUUCUGAUGCUGGUGAAAACUAAGACCUCCAGGAUCCGGCAAGUCAUAGAUUACCUGAGGUCUGUCCACCCCUACGCAAAUCCAGAAGUCCUCAGCUUCCCGGUGGAGGACGGCAGCCCUGCUUACAUGAAGUGGAUGGACGAAGCCAUUCCAGACGACUGAUACAUCAUUAAAAUCAGAGCCAACCUCUGCGUGGACUGCAGCCAAACAAGCGAGCUGAGCCGUGUGCACAGGCUGUUGUUUGAAGGCUCUGGAUCGAAGGGUUCUGAAAGCGCUGUGCUGAACUAAAGUUCAAUACUUUACAUUUAUACUAUUCUGUUGCUCUGACAUUUUCACUUGCAAAGUCCACUGUGGACUGUGGAGAUUCGUCAGUUUCUGUCCUUUAAAGAACUUUUACCCUUUUAACCUUCUUCUGAUUGACUGGCAGAUUAAAACUGCAUAACACACCACCUCAAACACAGAUCCGAUUGACUGGUCAGUGCACAAAAUGUU